AUGGCCAACAGAAUAGUGUUUCUUACCCCCAAGCAUUUGCAGAAAUUCAUCCAAGAUGCAGAGUCAGGUACUGUAUAUAAGAACCUGGCGAUAAUGGGUGUUCACGACGAAGAUGGUGAAACGAAGUCGAGCGAACCCCCCGCGACGCGCGAGGAAUUGACCUGCCUUCUCACCAAAGCCUUCACAGCGCUUGCAAAGGGCGCUGGAAAUCCAUUGGGCAUCGUCGCUUUGAAGAGCCACGCUGAGGGACACUGGACAGCGCCUCAGAUCCGCGCUAAAGCUGAAAACGAAAGCAACUUUACUGGCCUAGGGAGACUUGUCCAGAAAUGUCCUCGACUUCAAGACUUCGCUUACCGAUUCCUUGGCAUCCCCCUCCCCGGACUUCCUGAACUGAAAGGCUUCCAAUUUCCCAACUGGAAGAUCCUGGAAUACGUCUCAGAACUCCUCAGCCUUCCCAAACUCAACCGAUUGACAUUACGGUUCCAACUAACCAAGGAGUCCAUCGUUCUCAACCUUCUCAAGCGAACUCGGCAUGGGGGGCUGUUCAUAGGACCUAUGUGGCUAGACCCCGGAUAUUUCAAGCCUAUCUUCGAAUUCUGCAGCAGCCCAGAGUCCAACAUGCAAAAGCUCGAGGUUAGAGCUUCUCUAUACCAGAUGGGUUCAGAGGAGCGUGGCCAAAUUCACUUUCAGCGUCAGCCGUACGAUGAAGAUGCCGAGUGCUGUGCCCACUUGAGAAGAGAGGGUGAAGGUGUCAGGCGUCCUAUUCACUUUCAUUCUGAUCCGCAGACGCUUAUAGAGGUCGGAACAUCAUUUUGUAAUUUGUUGCUGAACGAUUCUGGGGCGUUUGAUGACAGUGGAGCUCAUACAUUCUAG
Messenger RNA from Fusarium musae, 873 nucleotides. RefSeq lists its product as uncharacterized. Lineage: Eukaryota; Fungi; Ascomycota; Sordariomycetes; Hypocreales; Nectriaceae. The transcript is spliced from 2 exons. The record is from RefSeq and is a predicted model, not a curated record. The coding region runs from base 1 to 873 and encodes 290 amino acids.